This is a messenger RNA of Capsella rubella, 1661 nucleotides long. RefSeq lists its product as uncharacterized. The record is from RefSeq and is a predicted model, not a curated record. Lineage: Eukaryota; Viridiplantae; Streptophyta; Magnoliopsida; Brassicales; Brassicaceae. Bases 55 to 1545 code for a protein of 496 amino acids. Gene Ontology annotation, molecular function: protein binding. The transcript has 2 exons.
UGAUACAUAGUACUUAUCCUCAAAACUCACCACAAAAUCAUCUCAUCAAAAUCAAUGGCUUCAAUUCUCUCAACUCUUCUUCUCAUUCUUUCUCUCUCAAAUCUCCACUUCACUUUACCUACCGGAGACAACCACAUUACCGACAGAAAAUCCUUAGAGAUCAUCAUCGGUGGCGGUAACGACAGCAAUCCACCACCAUCACCAUCCCCGGAACCAGAACCGGAACCUGCAGAUUGCCCUACUCCCGCUCCUCCUCCUCCUCCUCCUCCAUGCCCUCCUCCGCCUCCUCCUCCUUCUCCAUGCCCUCCUCCACCCUCUCUUCCUCCACAGCUUCCACCACCUAAGACGCGACCUCCAUCGCCUAAAAAGCCGCCACGGCGUCCACCGCAUAAAAAGCCGCCACAACCGCCGCCAAUACCUCUACUCUUUGACAGCCCAUUCAUAGCGAAAGCCUAUCCAACUCUCCAGAGAUUCAAGAAUUCAGUCGAUGAUCCACUCAAGAAACUUGUCUCUUGGGUUGGCCCCGACGUUUGCAACAAAUACAACGGACUCUCCUGCGCCACAUUUCCGGGAUCAAACCAUCCCGCUGUCGCGAGUGUCCUGUUUAAUGGGUUUCAAUUGGGAGGCAAGUUAGAUAACUUCCUCGACAAGUUAGAAACGGUCUCCAUCUUCCACGCAAACUCCAACAAUUUCAAUGGCACUGUGCCUGACAUCAGCAAGUUAAAAUACUUGUUCGAGCUUGACCUAAGCAACAACAAAUUCACCGACGGUUUCCCAACCAAUGUCUUGCAAGGAGUCAAUCUCACGUUUCUCGAUCUCAGGUUCAACACUUUCAAAGGUUCUGUUCCUCCUCAGGUCUUUAAUCUCGACCUCGACGUCUUGUUCAUCAACAACAACAAGCUUGUUCAGAAUCUUCCAACCAAUCUUGGAUCCAUCACUGCUCUUUACCUCACAUUCGCAAACAACGGGUUCACGGGUCCAAUUCCUGCGAGUAUUGGUGACAUCAAGUACCUACAAGAAGUUCUUUUCUUGAAUAACCAGUUAACCGGAUGCUUACCGUACCAAAUAGGAAACCUAAAGCAAGCCACUGUUUUUGAUGUUGGUGGUAACCAGUUAACCGGUCCAAUACCGUACUCGUUCGGUUGCUUAGACUCGAUGGAACAACUCAAUCUAGCCAGAAACAAGUUUUAUGGAACCAUACCGGAGAUCGUAUGCGAGAUUGCUUGUCUCAAAAACUUGUCUCUAUCCUAUAAUUACUUCACUCAGGCCGGUCCAAAAUGUAGAAAACUCAUCGAGAGUAAGGUUCUGGACGUUCGUAUGAACUGUAUACUUGAUCUUCCAAACCAGAACACACCACAGCAAUGCGCUGAUUUCUUCAAGAGGAGACAGACUUGUGCUGAUCCCAAGUCUUUGUUUAUUGUCCCUUGUGGUAAGAAUCCAAACCUGGUUAAACUGGAUCAAGCACAACUCGAAGAGAAAAAAGCUCAAGUUUCUCAUCCGUUAUCUUACAAUGCACUUAACCCGGACCGGCUUCGGAAUCUAUAACCUUCUUUUGAUUAUGAUGUAUGAUCGAAACUAUAUAUCCAAAGUUGUGUAUAAUUUCUGGUGUCUACAUGCAAUAUAUAAGCGAAUAAAUGUAAUUGUUGAGUACCUUUGCAUCA